CACUCGCCACUGUCUACUGAGGUUCAUUGUUUUUCCUCACUCACACCAGCGAAGUUCUCUCCGAUCAAAAGGAAAAUGUGCUAGCUGAAUGAAGGAUGAUGAUUCCUGAUUGCCAUAAGCGCUUAGAGGCAUCAUUGGCUGACCUUAAAGGAACCUUGGUAUUUGACAUUACCUUAAGUGUUAUGCUUGCAUAUGUUUUACAUUCCUAAUAACUUUAGUGCACUUUCUGAGUUGGGUGGUAAUGAAGAGCCUUAGUCUUGUCAUAGUUUUUAGGUAACAAAUUAGGUGAUCAGAAUUGAUUGCUUCAGAUGUCAAUUGUCAAAAUUUGAGGGCGUACUGAAAUUGAUCAAUUGAUUUUUUCAUGUUGAUUUCAUUGGUGAAAUAUGUCCAGUAAUUUGAUGUUGUUGGGGUCUGUCCCAACUCUUUCAUUAUGCUGAGAUAUUUUUGACAUGGAAUCCAACUUCCUUUAGGUUGUGAGAGAUUCAUGAGUGAGUUUUAUUUUUAUUCCUCAUCUACAUUUUGGAAGGUAUUGAGAUCUUAGCAGUAGGUGCCUUACAUUAUCAAAACAGAGGGCUAUCAUAGAAAAUGCUGAGAGAAAAAUAUUUAUGUAACAAAAUGGAUGACGAACAUGAUUUGAGAAGAUAGUUCAUGAUAUCUUUAGAUUCAAGAUGAAUGUGUUAGCGCUUGUGUCAUUGCAUCA
Molecule: messenger RNA, 700 nt
Organism: Rubroshorea leprosula
Lineage: Eukaryota; Viridiplantae; Streptophyta; Magnoliopsida; Malvales; Dipterocarpaceae
Source: the annotation of a GenBank genome assembly